Molecule: messenger RNA, 1484 nt
Organism: Fundulus heteroclitus (mummichog)
Lineage: Eukaryota; Metazoa; Chordata; Actinopteri; Cyprinodontiformes; Fundulidae
Exons: 5
Coding region: 95-1099 (334 amino acids)
Source: RefSeq, a predicted model, not a curated record
CAUUCAGCCCUGAGAAGCUGCAGGCGGGGAUUGUUUAUCCCAGAGAAGACGCACUGAUUGCUGCUUCCCAGCAAAACGCAGCAGACUCGCUGAGAUGAAGCUGCUUUUCUUUUGCACGGUGAUGGUGCUGACCGCCACCAAAGGUCCUCUGCAUGCUUGGCCAGACCCCACCAGAGGUGGCUCUGGAGUCAAUUUGAAUGGGAAGAUGUUCACUUUGGGUGGUUAUAAUGGAGGAUUAGUCAUCUAUUCACCUUAUCAACCUUCCCCCUGGGCGACUCCAACAUCUGACCCAACCAGCAGUUACACCUCCGGCUACUACUCCACCUCCACUCCCAGCUACACUGAAACAAACACAGGCAACACAGAAACGUCUGCCCCGUUCACAGCCACAAAAGCUUGGACCACAAAACACACCACCCCAAAACCCACCACCCCAAAACCCACCACCAGACAUCACACACCUUCAUGGACCACCGGUCCUCCAACUAGAGGUUUCUCAGUGUGUUUGCGGUACAUUACCGACUCUCAGGGCGGCUCCAUCUUCACCCUCAGCCCAUCCAGUUCCCGUAUUAGGCUGGAUGUCAAUGGAAUCGCAUACAUGCUGAGCACCAAUGGCUACAACAAUGUGUACUUCACACCCAAUGUCAGGUUCUGGUCCGGUCUGCAGCCCACCAUGUGGACCAGCGUCUGCAUCACUGUGGACAACGUGAAGGGUGUGGCUCAGAUGUUCAGAGACUCAACCAUGAGCAUCAGGAAGCUGCUGGAUAAUUAUAACACAUGGUCAGGUGAGCCUGUGAUUGAUUUCUCAGGCUUUGAAGGUCAGGUGACCGACGUCCAGAUGUGGGAUUAUCCUCUCCGUUAUAAAGAAGUCUUCUACUACAUGAGCAGCGGUUACUACGGGCAAUACAUGGGCUCCGUGCUCAACUGGUCCUACAUCAGCUACUCUCUGAGAGGGAAGACCCUGCUGGAGGACAGGUAUGAGCAGCAGCUCAGACAGCUGACCCGCAGGCGAGGACAUCACCUGAAGGGGGAGGAAAACACCAGGAAGAUUUUCCACAUCGAAGAGGAGAGCAAAGGAAGAAAGAGCUUUGAUUUUUAAUAAAAGCGAAACAGGGCAUCUUAUCUGAAUCUAUACAUAAGAGUAAAUCAAUAAAAUCUGCACUGAUCAAAAUGUUCACAUAAUCAUAUUAUGGGCUCAAUAGUAUUUUCUUCACAUUCAUUUUAGCCUUAAACUAUGAUAUAAUAAAGUGAUUUAUGGAAAAAAAAAUGUGUUGUUAGUAAAUUUUGUCCCUUUCAGAAUAACACUAUGCAGGUUGGUUGUUAAAAUAAAUAAGACCUAAGAGUUUUGCAGAAAUCUGUAGAAACUCAGCACAACUCUGCUGCUGUUUCAGGAAGUUUAACAAAAACAAAUCAUCAGCGGAACUUCGUCUACUAUCAUGAAAUUAUAUUAGUGCAAAAAUUAGUUGUUCUGCCUUGGAGACCAG